GGCACAGGGCGGGGCCGGACAGUCAGAGGAAAGUCUGAGCCUGGGGCGGACGGAGCGGUGAGUUGCCCCAAACUGCCUGUCACUGGGGCCCCUACUUGUGUGUUUUUCCCUGUAGACUAGACGUCCCCCCUCCCUGCAGACAUGGUGGCCCUGUCGCUAAAGAUCAGUAUCGGAAAUGUGGUCAAGACCAUGCAGUUUGAGCCGUCCACCAUGAUAUACGAUGCCUGCCGUAUCAUCCGGGAACGGGUCCCCGAGGCCCAGAUUGGCCAACCCAAUGAUUUCGGCCUCUUCUUGUCUGACGAGGACCCCAAGAAAGGCAUCUGGCUGGAGGCGGGCAAAGCUCUGGACUAUUACAUGCUUCGCAAUGGAGAUACUCUGGAAUACAGAAAGAAGCAGCGGCCGCUCAAGAUCCGCAUGUUGGACGGAACAGUUAAGACGGUUAUGGUGGAUGACUCCAAGACCAUGAGUGACCUUCUGAUGACCAUCUGUGCCCGUAUCGGCAUAACCAAUUAUGACGAGUAUUCCUUAGUCCGGGAAAUAAUGGAGGAAAAGAAAGAGGAGAUUACGGGAACCCUGAAACGGGACAAGACUCUGCUCCGAGAUGAUAAGAAAAUGGAGAAACUGAAACAGAAGUUGCACACAGAUGAUGAAUUGAACUGGCUGGACCCGGGACGCACGUUACGAGAGCAGGGAGUGGAUGAGAAUGAGACCCUUCUUUUAAGGAGAAAAUUUUUCUACUCUGACCAAAAUGUGGAUUCCCGAGAUCCGGUGCAGCUGAACUUGCUCUACGUUCAGGCUCGGGAUGAUAUUCUGAACGGCUCCCACCCUGUCUCAUUUGAUAAAGCCUGUGAGUUUGCCGGGUACCAGUGCCAGGUGCAGUUCGGACCUCACAAUGAAGUAAAGCACAAGCCGGGAUUUCUAGAGCUGAAAGACUUUCUCCCCAAAGAAUACAUCAAACAGAAGGGUGAACGCAAGAUUUUCCUUGCUCACAGACAGUGUGGGAAUAUGAGUGAGAUAGAAGCGAAGGCUCGGUAUGUGAAACUCGCUCGCUCCCUGAAAACCUACGGCGUCUCCUUCUUCUUAGUUAAGGAGAAGAUGAAGGGGAAGAACAAACUGGUUCCGCGCCUCCUGGGGAUCACUAAGGAGUGUGUAAUGCGAGUGGAUGAAAAGACCAAGGAAGUUAUUCAGGAGUGGAACCUGACCAACAUCAAGCGCUGGGCGGCCUCCCCCAAGAGCUUUACAUUGGACUUUGGCGACUAUCAGGACGGAUAUUACUCAGUGCAGACAACAGAAGGGGAACAAAUUGCGCAGCUCAUUGCUGGAUACAUCGAUAUUAUUCUGAAGAAGAAAAAGAGUAAAGACCACUUUGGGCUGGAGGGGGACGAGGAGUCGACCAUGCUGGAGGAUUCUGUGUCCCCUAAAAAGUCGACGCUUCUGCAGCAGCAGUUUAACCAAGUUGGGAAAGUGGAGCACGGCUCUGUGGCACUCCCUGCCAUCAUGCGCUCAGGGGCCAGUGGCCCCGAGAACUUCCAGGUGGGCUCCAUGCCUCAGGCCCAGCAGCAGACUGUCAGCGGGCAGAUGCACUUGGGCCAUAUGCCUCCCCUGACCUCUGCCCAGCAGGCCCUGACUGGCACAAUUAACUCCAGCAUGCAGGCUAUUAAUGCUGCCCAGGCCACACUCGAUGACUUUGACACGUUGCCACCUCUGGGAGACGAUGCAGCAUCCAAAGCCUGGCGCAAAAACAAAAUGGACAAUUCCAAACACGAGAUCCACUCACAGGUCGAUGCCAUAACUGCAGGCACCGCGUCUGUUGUAAACCUGACUGCAGGGAACCCCGCAGACACGGAUUACACAGCGGUUGGCUGCGCCGUCACCACCAUUUCUUCCAACUUGACCGAGAUGUCCCGAGGGGUGAAACUCCUAGCAGCUCUCAUGGAGGACGAGGGUGGGAACGGGCGGCAGCUCCUGCAUGCAGCUAAAAACCUGGCAGGGGCAGUGUCUGACCUGCUAAAGACUGCCCAGCCGGCAAGCACCGAGCCGCGCCAGGUUCUCAUGCAAGCUGCGGGCAAUGUAGGGAUGGCGAGCGGGGAAUUGCUCAAACAGAUUGGAGAAUGUGACACCGACUCUCAGUUUCAGAUUUCUGCAGCCAGAGCCACUCGCGGCCUUACGCCUUUAGCUGAGCAGAAAACGGACAUGUUGGUGCAAUUGGCCAAAGCCGUAGCAAGUGCAGCCGCCGCCCUGGUACUAAAAGCCAAGAACGUGGCUGAGCGCACAGACGACGGUGCCCAACAAACCCAAGUCAUCGCUGCCGCCACGCAGUGCGCCCUCUCCACCUCCCAGCUCGUCGCCUGCACCAAGGUGGUGGCCCCUACUAUUAGCUCCCCAGUGUGCCAGGAGCAGCUUCUGGAGGCUGGGAAGCAGGUUGCAAAGUCAGUGGAAGGUUGUGUGGAGGCUUCGGAGGCAGCUGUUCAAGACCCAGAGCUCCUGAAGGCAGUGGGGGUGGCUGCGUCGGCGGUAACGCAAGCGCUCAAUGACCUGUUGCAGCAUAUAAAGAAGCACGCCAGCGGAGGCCCGCCCACUGGCCGAUAUGACCAGGCAACCGACACCAUCCUCAAUGUGACUGAGAAUAUCUUCAGCUCUAUGGGAGACGCUGGGGAGAUGGUCCGACAGGCGCGCAUCCUGGCACAGGCUACUUCAGACCUUGUGGGGGCCAUCAAGGCAGACGCAGAGCGCGAGAGCGACCUAGAGAACUCCCGCAAGCUGCUCAGCGCAGCCAAACUCUUAGCAGAUGCUACAGCCAGAAUGGUGGAGGCCGCCAAGGGGGCAGCAGCGCAUCCUGACAGCGAGGAGCAGCAGCAGAAGCUGAGGGAGGCAGCAGAAGGGCUGAGAAUGGCAACCAAUGCGGCAGCACAGAAUGCAAUUAAAAAGAAACUGGUUCACAAACUGGAGCAAGCCGCCAAACAAGCAGCCGCCUCCGCCACGCAGACCAUUGCUGCCGCACAGAAUGCCGCCUCCAGCAACAAGAACCCGGCUGCACAGCAACAACUGGUCCAGAGCUGUAAGGUUGUGGCCGACCAAAUCCCCAUGUUGGUGCAGGGAGUGAGAGGGAGUCAGUCUCAGCCUGACAGUCCCAGUGCUCAGCUGUCUCUCAUCAGCGCCAGCCAGAACUUCCUGCAGCCCGGUGCAAAACUGGUCGCCGCUGGGAAAGCCGCCGUGCCAACAGUUUCCGAUCCGGCUUCUGCAAUGCAGCUGGGCCAGUGCACCAAAAACUUGGCAUCGGCCCUGGCAGAGCUCCGUACCGCGGCACAGAAGGCACAUGAGGCUUGUGGUCCACUUGAAAUCGACUCUGCUCUUAAUCUGGUUCGGUCCUUGGAGCAAGAUCUGCAGGAGGCCCGGGCAGCCGCAAGGGAAGGCAAACUGCAGCCGCUACCAGGAGAGACUAUGGAGAAGUGCGCUCAGGAUUUGGGAAGCAGCACUAAGGCUGUGAGCUCUUCCAUUGCUCAGUUACUGGGCGAGAUUGUCCACGGGAAUGAAAACUACACAGGUCGUGCUGCUCGUGAUGUUGCCCAGGCCCUGAGAUCUCUGGCGCAGGCCAGCCGGGGAGUCGCUGCCAAUUCUACUGACCCUGCUGUGCAGAACGCCAUGUUAGAGUGCGCCGAGGACGUUAUGGAUAAAGCAGGGAACCUCAUUGAGGAAGCCAAGAGAGCGGUGGGCAAACCAACUGAUCCCGAGGGGCAGCAAAGGCUCGCUCAGGUUGCAAAAGCCGUGUCGCAGGCUCUGAGCCGCUGUGUAAACUGCCUGCCUGGCCAGAGAGAUGUUGAUGCUGCCAUCAAGAGCAUUGGAGAAGCCAGCAAGAUUCUACUGGCCAGUUCAUUUCCUCCAGGUACAAAGAACUUCCAGGAAGCCCAGGGCCAACUGAACCAAGCUGCUGCUGGGCUGAACCAGUCUGCCAAUGAACUAGUACAGGCCUCACGUGGUACCCCGCAGGACUUGGCAAAGGCUUCUGGGAAAUAUAGUCAUGACUUCAAUGAGUUUCUUCAGGCUGGAGUUGAAAUGGCAGGACAGUCUCAGAACAAGGAGGACCAGGCCCAGGUGGUCUCCAAUUUGAAGAGCAUCUCUCUGUCCUCCAGUAAAUUGCUGCUGGCUGCUAAAGCUCUUUCUGCCGACCCAGCAGCACCCAACCUCAAGAGCCAACUGGCAGCUGCAGCAAGGGCUGUAACUGACAGCAUCAACCAGCUGAUCACCGUGUGUACCCAGCAGGCUCCAGGGCAGAAGGAGUGCGACAACGCCCUGCGGGAACUUGAGACAGUGCGCGAGUUGCUCCAGAAUCCAACAGAGCCGGUAAAUGACCAAUCGUAUUUCCACUGUUUGGACAGCGUAAUGGAAAACUCCAAGGUACUUGGGGAGUCCAUGGCCGGCAUUUCCCAGAAUGCCAAGACCUGUAACCUUCCGGAGUUUGGCGAAUCUGUCAGUGCCGCUUCCAAAGCUCUUUGUGGAUUGACUGAGGCUGCUGCCCAGGCUGCCUACCUGGUUGGAGUUUCUGACCCUAAUAGCCACGCUGGACAGCAGGGACUGGUAGAUCCAACACAAUUUGCUAGAGCCAAUCAAGCUAUCCAAAUGGCAUGUCAGAACCUUGGAGACCCUGCCUGUACCCAAUCACAGGUCUUAUCUGCUGCCACCAUUGUGGCCAAACACACGUCUGCUUUGUGCAAUGCCUGCCGCGUUGCCUCCACCCAUACCUCAAAUCCUGUUGCCAAGAGACAGUUUGUCCAGUCUGCCAAGGAGGUUGCUAACAGCACCGCUAAUCUUGUCAAAACCAUCAAGGCUCUGGAUGGGGCAUUUAAUGAUGAUAAUCGGGUCAAGUGCCGCAAUGCGACCGUACCGCUCAUCCAGGCAGUAGAGAAUCUCACAGCAUUCGCAUCCAACCCUGAGUUUGCCAGUGUUCCUGCCCAGAUCUCCCCUGAGGGCCUUCGGGCCAUGGAGCCAAUUGUUACUGCGGCUAAGCUGAUGUUAGAAAGCUCCUCUGGGCUCAUUCAGACUGCUCGCUCAUUGGCUGCCAACCCCAAGGAUCCACCUCAGUGGUCAGUGCUGGCCGGCCAUUCGCGCACCGUCUCCGACUCCAUAAAGAAACUUAUCACCAACAUGCGGGACAAAGCUCCAGGUCAGAGAGAAUGUGACCAGGCCAUCGAGCUCCUGAACCAGUCUGUGCGGGAUCUGGACCAGGCCUCCUUAGAAGCCAUCAGCCAGCAGUUGGCUCCUCGGGAGGGUAUCUCCCAAGAGGCCCUACACACCCAGAUGCAGACGUCGGUGCAAGAGAUCAGCAAUCUGAUUGAGCCAAUGGCAGCGGCUGCCAGAGCAGAUUCAUCCCAACUGGGACACAAGGUUUCCCAGAUGGCCCAGUACUUUGAACCACUGACCCACGCCGCCAUCGGCGCUGCCUCCAAAACCAUUAAUCACCAGCAGCAAAUGAACCUCUUGGACCAGACAAAGACCCUGGCCGAGUCGGCCCUGCAGAUGCUCUACACAUCCAAGGAGGCAGGAGGGAACCCCAAGGUUGCUGCCCACACUCAGGAGGCUCUGGACGAGGCGGCUCAGAUGAUGCACGAAGCGGUGGAAGAUCUGACCGUGACUCUCAAUGAAGCUGCGAGUGCCGCUGGCGCUGUUGGUGGGAUGGUCGAUUCCAUUACUCAAGCCAUCAAUAAGCUGGAUGAGGAGCCGGCAGGAGAACCAGAGGGAUCCUUUGUUGAUUAUCAGACGACUAUGGUGAAGACUGCAAAGGCCAUUGCUGUAACCGUACAGGAGAUGGUCACAAAGUCCACAACAAACCCCGAUGAACUAGGAACUCUGGCCAACCAGCUAACCAACGAAUACGGCCAGCUGGCCCAGGAAGCCAAACCGGCAGCCAUGACGGCAGAGAACGAGGAGAUUGGCUCACACAUCAAGCAGCGGGUACAAGAGCUGGGGCACAACUGCUCACUGCUUGUCACCAAGGCAGGGGCCCUUCAGUGCAGCCCCAAUGACAGUUACACCAAGAAGGAGCUGAUAGAGAGCGCAAGGCGCGUGUCAGAGAAGGUCUCUCAUGUGCUCGCAGCUCUUCAGGCCGGUAACCGCGGCACGCAGGCUUGUAUUACAGCAGCCAGUGCCGUAUCUGGAAUUAUCGCUGAUCUCGACACCACCAUCAUGUUCGCCACUGCCGGAACCCUCAACCGGGAAAAUGCAGAGACCUUCGCUGAUCAUCGGGAGGGGAUCCUAAAGACAGCGAAGGCUCUGGUGGAGGACACCAAAGUGCUGGUGCAAAAUGCAACUUCCAGUCAGGAGAAACUGGCACAGGCGGCUCAGUCGUCUGUAACAACCAUCACCCGUCUCGCUGAAACCGUGAAACUGGGCGCAGCCAGCUUGGGAGCAGAGGACCCCGAAACCCAGGUGGUACUGAUCAAUGCCGUUAAAGAUGUGGCGAAGGCUCUGGGCGAUCUCAUCAGCGCCACCAAGGCAGCGGCUGGCAAGUCCAGUGAUGACCCAUCCGUCUAUCAGCUGAAGAACUCGGCCAAGGUCAUGGUAACCAACGUCACGUCACUGUUGAAGACGGUGAAAGCGGUAGAAGAUGAAGCCACAAAGGGAACUCGCGCGCUGGAAGCCACCAUAGAGCACAUUCGGCAGGAGCUGGCGGUCUUUUCCUCUCCUGAGCCGCCUCCACAGACUUCUACCCCUGAGGAUUUUAUCCGAAUGACUAAAGGUAUCACCAUGGCGACUGCUAAAGCGGUGGCUGCUGGGAACUCUUGCCGCCAGGAGGACGUGAUUGCUACGGCCAAUCUGAGCCGGCGCGCUAUUGCCGACAUGCUGCGAUCCUGCAAGGAGGCUGUAUAUCACCCUGAAGUCAAUGCUGACGUGCGAAUGCGAGCCACGCGCUUUGGGAAGGAGUGCGCCAUUGGCUACCUGCAGUUGUUAGAGCACGUGCUUCUGAUCCUGCAGAAGCCCAGCCCAGAGCUAAAGCAGCAAUUGGCCACUCACUCCAAGCAGGUCGCCGGCUCAGUGACAGAACUCAUCCAGGCCGCCGAGGCCAUGAAAGGUACUGAGUGGGUGGAUCCAGAAGACCCCACGGUGAUUGCAGAGAAUGAGUUGUUGGGAGCAGCGGCUGCAAUUGAAGCAGCAGCAAAAAAACUGGAGCAGCUGAAGCCUCGCGCCAAACCAAAGCAGGCGGAUGAAAGCUUGAACUUCGAGGAGCAGAUUUUGGAGGCAGCUAAAUCCAUUGCGGCCGCUACCAGCGCUCUGGUGAAAGCCGCGUCGGCCGCCCAGAGAGAGCUCGUGGCACAGGGCAAGGUCGGUGCCAUUCCAGCCAAUGCCGAUGAUGACGGACAGUGGUCCCAAGGACUGAUAUCAGCUGCUCGUAUGGUGGCCGCGGCGACCAGUAAUCUGUGCGAAGCGGCCAAUUCGGCGGUACAGGGACACGCCAGCGAGGAGAAGCUGAUCUCUUCAGCCAAACAGGUGGCGGCAUCCACGGCGCAGCUCCUGGUGGCCUGUAAAGUGAAGGCCGAUCAUGAUUCCGAAGCCAUGAGGCGACUGCAGGUUGCCGGCAAUGCAGUAAAGCGAGCCUCAGACAACUUGGUGAAGGCUGCCCAGAAAGCCGCCGCGUUCCAGGACCACGAUGAGACGGUGGUGGUGAAGGAGAAGAUGGUGGGAGGAAUCGCUCAGAUCAUCGCGGCCCAGGAGGAGAUGCUGCGGAAGGAGCGGGAGUUGGAGGAGGCACGGAAGAAGCUGGCCAUGAUCCGGCAGCAGCAGUACAAGUUCCUCCCAUCGGAGCUGCGCGAGGAUUCUCACUGAGGGCAACUGCCCCCCACCCAGCUUUACUGCCCCUGCCGUGCCCACAGCUCCCCCUCUCGCUAAUAACUCAUUCUAAGGCCAAUGACCAGCCUUCUGCCGGGGGGCUCGGUGUUGCACUUCAUUCCUGUUACAUGACCACGACGGUUCUUUAUGCCCAGAGGACCCUGUGCCAGUGCCAGUCCUUUCUGUUGGUGCCUUAUUGCCCCCUUAUGCUGCCCCCUGCCCCAUUGCUGCUACUGGCGCCCUAUUGCCCUCUUUGCUACCUCUUUACCCUAUUAAUCUCAUGCUGCCCCCUUGCCUGUCCCUGCUGCAUUGCCUUAAGCUUCCCCCCAUGCAGCAGUGGGAGGGUAUCGGGGUACCUCCUGUGUGUGGGGGUCCCUGUGCCUCACUGUGCCCCCAAGUGCCUGAUAUGUGCAAUGUGCCCCUGUGCAUCGCGCCUCAGUAACUGUACAAAUGAGCGACAGCCUUACGUUUCUAUGGGAAAUUCUCUAUUUUUGUGUUACAUAAUAUUGGGAUUUUUAGCCUUAUUUACGGACACCCCAAGGUGCCCCCUGUGCCUGCCCCACGUCUGUGGCUUCACCACAAGUAUUACAUCCAAUAAAUAUCUUCACCUCAA
This is a messenger RNA of Xenopus tropicalis (tropical clawed frog), 8434 nucleotides long. RefSeq names its product talin 1 (gene tln1). Gene Ontology annotation, molecular function: actin binding; actin filament binding; structural constituent of cytoskeleton. Lineage: Eukaryota; Metazoa; Chordata; Amphibia; Anura; Pipidae. Gene Ontology annotation, biological process: cell adhesion; cytoskeleton organization. The transcript has 58 exons. Gene Ontology annotation, cellular component: focal adhesion; cytoskeleton; ruffle. Bases 142 to 7818 code for a protein of 2558 amino acids. The record is from RefSeq and is a predicted model, not a curated record.